AACUUAACCUGCGCCUCGCGUCCAGUGGCAGUUCACCACAGGAGCCCGCGGACGUACUGGUGGCGCACGCCUCGGGACGGCCGACGCGCAGGUUAGACCGGCGCCCAUGUGCCCCGCUGUGCCCCCGCUCUACCCCCACGACGGCGACCUGGCCAUGCGACCCGUCGGCCUUGUGCGCGGACCCCCUGUCUUCUGACAGAGUGACUGUCCUCAGCCUAAAGUGGGGCACGGCGCAUCACUGCAGCGGAACAGCGCGGAGGCCGCCCGGACCCGACAGCACUUGAGGAGAUCCUCACCGUCGCCAUGGAGCAGCCGGGGCCACGCCGCUGAAAGCCGCCCCUGUGUUUGCCCGUGCCGACGCCUGUGAGAGUCGACGAGAUGGAGCAGUACCUGGACUACAUCGGUGGCCCCGCCGGGGCCCUGGCCCUGACGGGCGCGGCCGCCGCCUCCGCCUACUACCUCGCCAGCAGGCCGACGCCCCGGGCGCCGCUCGUGGACCUGGUUGACCAGAGCACCACGCUGCCGGGGCCGGACAUGGUUCGGGUGUCCAAGUUCUACAAGGAGGCGCGCGAGGGCAAGUUUGUGAGCUGCCUUCACUCGGACGCGAGGACGCUGUACGACACAUUCCGCAGAGGCGCUAAGGAAUCAAACAACGGGCCGUGUCUGGGAUGGCGCGAGACACCCACCAAGCCCUACCAGUGGCUGCACUACAACGAGACCCUGCUCAGGGCCAAGAACCUCGGCUCGGGGCUGGUCACGCUCGGGCUCGCGCCGGGCGUCAAGUCGUUCGUCGGCAUCUACUCGGUCAACUGUCCCGAGUGGGUGCUCACCGAGCAGGCCGUGUACGCCUACUCCAUGGUCCUGGUGCCGCUGUACGACACCCUCGGGCCGGACGCGACCGCGUUCAUCAUCAAGGAAGCUGAGAUCAGCGUGGUGGUGUGCGAGGACGACGCCAAGGCCAACCUGCUCCUGGAGAAGGCGCCGCGAUGCCUCAAGAAGAUCGUGACCAUCAAGCCAGUCCAGACACCCACCGCGGCCAAGGCCAAGGCCAGGUUCGUCGACAUUCUCUCGCUCGACGAGCUCGAGAGGAUGGGCGCCGCCAAGGGCCACCCGGAAGUGCCCCCUAGCAAGGACGACCUGUGCACCAUCUGCUACACCUCGGGGACGACGGGCAACCCCAAGGGCGUGAUGCUGACCCACGAGAACGUGGUGGCCUCCAUGAGCGCCGUCAUGAUGCAGAUGGGCGACCAGCGGCCCAACUCGAGCGACGUGCUCAUCUCGUACUUGCCGCUCGCGCACAUGCUGGAGCGGUGCUGCCAGAACGCCAUGUACUCGGUGGGCGGCGCGGUGGGCUUCUUCACGGGUGACAUGCACCGGCUCACGGACGACUUCAAAGCGCUCCGGCCCACCGUGAUGCCGGCCGUGCCGCGCGUGCUCAACCGCAUCUACGACAAGGUGAUGGCCGAGGCGGCGAACUCCUUCGUCAAGCGGCUCACGCUCAGCCUCGCGCUCAGCGCCAAGGAGAGCGAGAUCCGACGGGGCAUCCUGCGCAACAACUCGUUCUGGGACGUGCUCGUGUUCCGCAAGGUGCAGGACGCUCUGGGCGGGCGCGUGCGCCUCAUGGUGGUGGGCUCGGCGCCCAUCUCCGGCUCGGUGCUCAGCUUCAUCCGCUGCGCGGCCGGCUGCCUCGUCAUGGAGGGCUACGGCCAGACCGAGUGCACCGCGCCCAUCACCCUCACCGUGCAGGGCGACCACGUGCCCGAGCACGUCGGCCCGCCCGUCGCCUGCUGCUGCGUCAAGCUCGUCGACGUGCCCGAGAUGGAGUACAUGGCGGCCAACGGCCAGGGCGAGGUGUGCGUCAAGGGCACCAACGUGUUCCAGGGCUACUUCAAGAACCCCGAGCAGACGGCCGAGGUCAAGGACAGCCAGGGUUGGCACCACACUGGCGACAUCGGCAUGUGGCUGCCGAACGGCACACUUAAAAUCAUCGACCGCAAGAAGCACAUCUUCAAGCUCGCCCAGGGCGAGUAUAUUGUGCCGGACAAGAUCGAGAUGGUGUACGCGCGCAGUCAGUACGUGCACCAGGUGUUCGUUCACGGCGAGUCUCUCAAGUCGUGCGUGGUCGCCGUGGUCGUGCCGGACGUGGACGUCAUCAAGUGCUGGGCCACAGAACACAACAUCCCCGGGACCCUGUCUGUGCUCUGCAACAACUCCCAGGUCAAGCAGCUCAUCCUGGACGACAUGCUGGCCUGGGGCAAAGAGGCGGGACUCAAGUAUUACGAACAGGUCAAGGACAUCUACCUUCACCCAGACCCCUUCUCGGUACAAAACCAUCUCCUCACGCCAACACUUAAGUCCAAGCGGCCUCAGCUCAAAGCGUACUUCAAGCCUCAGAUCGAGGACAUGUACGUGAAGUUGGCCUGAGCGGCGUGUCUCGCCAGUAUGACGCGAACUGUCGCGUUGAACGGACGAAAUCGAGUCAGAGGCCAGUGCCGACCAGCCGUGGCCUGAGGGAGAUGAACUCGCUGGAGGCCCGGUGAGGCAAGGCUGAGGAGCGAGGGCUGCUGCUCGGGGGUGCCCGCUCUAGCCCUCGCCCUCGCGGUCCAUUUAUGUGAGUGUGUGAGAGUGACACUCAGUGUAAUAAUCAAUCAUACGUCUGUGCUACGAGGAAGAAGUUACUGUGCUCUACCCUCGCUUGGACACUGUUUGACAAAGCGACAGCAGUGGCGCCUCCUCCAUUUGAAAGCAAAGUGUCUCUUCAUUUUCAUGUGAGAGGUAGGUGUUUCUUAGUUUUUGUGCAAAAAAGAAAAUGAUUCCAUAAUGAUGUGGGUGACAUGUAACCCUCGAAAGAACCUAGUGAUCUGUUUGUUUGAAAAUGCUGGUUAGUUAUGGCCACAGAUCUCUCGAGAUUUUCUCAGAUGUAAUGUGUAUGUGUGCCAGUCAAUUGUUUGAAAAUGUCUGUUUGGUUUAAUCGCACUGCACCUAGGUGGCAAUUUAUUCCAAGACCAAUGUUGUUAAUGUGUCAGGUGUGAGAUGCCUGCUAUAUAAGAAAAUGUUACAAAUUAUUGAAAUUCUAGAGUUGCGUUUACUGCUCCAUUCAUUAACAAAUGAGUAGUGACCAGUGAUUACAAGGUAUGGACCUCAAGUGAAAAGGCAAAACUUGUAAAGGAAUCUAUGUAUUUCCAUGAGCUGUAUUAAUCGUCAAGUUGCAUCUUAUCAAGGAUGCAUCUUUUUUAACUUGUUGGAAGUUUUGCCUUAAUAACUUGAGGAAGUGCGAAAAGGAAAAUGGUGAUGAUUAAUUUAAAGUUAUCUCCAUAUCAGAAUUUACCUUGGAUUGCACAUUCUUUCUGGUCUCACAUGCUGAUUGCUCUUACCCUUUUUCCAUUAAAACAUUUCACCCAAGCAAGAAUUAUUGAGACAAUUGUGUAGAGUAAAAAGGUAACCAUGGUACUCUUGAAAGAAAAUGUCAAUGAAUAGUCUAUUCAUUGAAACAAAGGUCACAGUUUGAAGUAAUAGGCAAUAUUUUCCAGAAGAAUUGAGCCCUAAAUAUAAAUAUUCAACUUCUUAGGGCUGUUUUGGGGAUUCAAGUGCCUUUUUGUUAACUAUUUGUAUAGCUGUUUCACUUUCCUGUUCUAUUGAGAGGGGACCAAUGUGGGAAGGUUUGUCCCUUAUUUUGCAGAUGUAAACAUAUAACAGUUUGAUAAAAAGAUUUACAAAGUAUUCUCUGUAAUUCUUUCAAGUUGGUCAAAAAAAAAAAUAA
Frankliniella occidentalis (western flower thrips) is the source of this 3760-nucleotide messenger RNA. RefSeq names its product long-chain-fatty-acid--CoA ligase 5. Lineage: Eukaryota; Metazoa; Arthropoda; Insecta; Thysanoptera; Thripidae. The coding region runs from base 379 to 2424 and encodes 681 amino acids. The record is from RefSeq and is a predicted model, not a curated record. Gene Ontology annotation, cellular component: endoplasmic reticulum; membrane. Gene Ontology annotation, biological process: long-chain fatty acid metabolic process. The transcript has 9 exons. Gene Ontology annotation, molecular function: long-chain fatty acid-CoA ligase activity.